AUGUCAACAAGUCAACAAAACAAGAAGAGUCUAACAGGCCGAGUACGCCCCGCGUACUCAGCUGGUGUGCCCGAUGUACACCCUUUGGGGCUAGUACAUGCAGCGUACUAUGGAGUUGAAGGAGAGAGUGGCGCAGUAAGUGCAGAGGACCGCCGCAGUUUCGCCGUACAGCUAUACCGGAGAUUCCUAUCUCCUACACCACACGCCGCAGCCAUGGCUCGAGGAUUGAAGAAACACAUGAAGAGGCUCAAUGCCCCCAAGCAUUGGAUGCUUGAUAAACUUGGUGGCGCUUUUGCUCCUAAGCCAUCAUCAGGACCUCACAAAUCAAGGGAAUGUCUCCCCUUGAUCCUCAUUCUGAGGAACAGAUUGAAAUACGCUUUGACAUACCGUGAGGUCCAAUCCAUUCUCAUGCAACGCCAUGUUCUUGUUGACAACAAGGUCAGAACUGACAAGACUUACCCUGCUGGUUUCAUGGAUGUUGUCUCAAUUCCCAAAACCAAUGAAAACUUCCGUCUUCUAUACGACACCAAGGGUAGAUUCAGACUCCACUCAGUCAGAGAUGAGGAAGCAAAGUUCAAAUUGUGCAAGGUUAGAUCAGUUCAAUUCGGGUCAAAAGGCAUUCCAUACAUCAACACAUAUGAUGGGAGAACAAUUCGCUACCCGGACCCACUCAUCAAAGCAAAUGACACCAUCAAGCUUGACUUGGACACCAACAAGAUUGUGGAUUUCAUCAAAUUUGAUGUUGGGAAUGUUGUGAUGGUGACAGGUGGCAGGAACACAGGGCGAGUUGGAAUAUUGAAGAACAGGGAAAAACAUAAGGGAAGUUUUGAGACUGUUCAUAUCCAGGACUCCACGGGUCAUGAGUUUGCGACCCGUUUAGGAAAUGUGUUUACUCUUGGAAAGGGAACAAAGCCGUGGGUGUCCCUGCCCAAGGGGAAGGGGAUUAAGCUGACUAUUAUUGAGGAGGCUAGGAAGAGGCAGGCUGCCCAAGUUGCUUGAUUUUUGUGUUGUUGAUGGUUGGGUUUGUUGAGACUUAUGUGGUAGUUGUUGGAUUUUAGAGGUGGUUAUGUUUUUGAUUUUGGUACAAUUUUGGAUGUUUUGGGGUUUGCUUUUUGUUGGGUUAAUUUGAUUACAAAAUGGAGACUGUUUUCUAAUAUGCUUUUUGAAUCUUUUGAUGCGUAAAACAAACCUUUUUUAUGUCUCGAAUUUGAACAGAAAAGUGUUGAGGCUGAAAAAAACUUGGGUUUAAAAAAGAUUUUUUUAAUAGUUUUAUUGAUCUUCAUUGUCUUUUUAGGAUGAAAAGGUUCAUGAAAAAGCUCAAAAAAACAUCUUAUUGUGAUUUGUUAAUGCUUUAAAAUCAAAACAAUGGCGGUUCAUGAUUCACCUCUAGCCACUUCUCCAGGAAUAGAAAUGAAAGAUUGUAUAGUUAAAUACACAAACAUCACUUGUAACUUGGAAUUGUUGUAGUGAUGUGAUGAACACAGAUCCAAGGUUAGAUUUUGAUUGUUUUCGUUUAAUUGCUUUUGUUGCUAUGUUUUGUUUUAUGGAUUGAAAUAAACGUUAUGACCC
Messenger RNA from Lactuca saligna, 1569 nucleotides. Lineage: Eukaryota; Viridiplantae; Streptophyta; Magnoliopsida; Asterales; Asteraceae. The record is from the annotation of a GenBank genome assembly.